Molecule: messenger RNA, 3817 nt
Organism: Oncorhynchus kisutch (coho salmon)
Lineage: Eukaryota; Metazoa; Chordata; Actinopteri; Salmoniformes; Salmonidae
Product: caveolae-associated protein 2-like
Exons: 5
Coding region: 567-1979 (470 amino acids)
Cellular component (GO): caveola; cytoplasm
Molecular function (GO): protein kinase C binding
Source: RefSeq, a predicted model, not a curated record
AGAGAGAGAGAGACAGAGAGAGAGAGACAGAGAGAGAGAGACAGAGAGAGAGAGAGAGAUGCUUCACUAGACAGGGAAACUGAAUGUGUUUUUACUGAAGAGAGAGUCAUGAGUAACAAACAUAAUUGUGCUGGGCAGGUCUAGUUGACAUGGUGAAAGGCUCCUCCCCUUUGGGUGUGGGAGAGAUUUUAAGCUCUGGGGCAAAAACACUGCUGCUCUUCUGACUCAGAAAAACGAGGGAGAGGCAGAGAGAGAGAGAGAGAGAGAGAGAGAGAGACAGAGAGAGAGAGAGAGAGAGAGAGAGAGAGAGAGAGAGAGAGAAAGAGGCUGACUGAGGAAAGGAAAGGGGUGGGGACGACAGAGGGUGAAUGCCGGAAAGUUUUGCUUCGUACCAACAAGUUGGAGAAACUCAGCAAACUGCAACAAAAUCCUCAGCCAGCUCGACAGCAAAGCAAACAGCGUGGGACUGAACACACACUCCCACUCCCACACAGGUCGAGGAGAGAGAGCAGAGCUUUAUUCCACGGUGUGUGUGUUAGCUAGCACAUUAGCCAGCCACGUUAGCAAUGUGUGAGGACGCAGUCCAAGCAGAGAGGAACAGCAUGGUGAGCAGCACCCACGAGAGCCAGGACCUGAUGGUCCCCAGCCUCGACCACCCCUCCCCCAGUCACAGCCUCUCCCAGCUGGGCACAGGAGCUCUAAGCGCAGCCUCCGAAUCUGGAGCUCCUGGAGGAACCACCACCAAGGAGGGGCCACUAAGCCCAACACUGACCCCAGGGACGGGCCCGGUUAACGCCAUCACGGUGCUGACCCUCCUGGACAAACUGGUCAACAUGCUGGACACGGUUCAGGAGAACCAGCACAAGAUGGAGGAGCGUCAGGUGGAGAUGGAGGGAGCGGUGAUGGGGAUCCAGACAGACAUGACCAAGCUGUCCAAGAGCCACACACACACCGCCAACACCGUAAGCAAGCUGCUGGACAAGAGCCGCAAGGUGUCCGUCACCAUGAAGGAGGUGCGCGACAGGAUGGAGCGACAGGCUGGACAGGUGAAGAAGCUGGAGGCAAACCACUCCCACCUGCUCAAGAGGGACAACUUCAAAGUGCUCAUAUUCCAGGAGGAGAAUGAAAUCCCAACCAGUGUGUUUGUCAAGGAUACUGUUCCUUUCCCCCGUGAAGCUGAGGAGGGGGAGGAGCCCACCGCCGUCAUCGACGCCAACCGCUCCACGGAGGAGGGGCUUCACACCAUCGACCUAUCCUCGGACGAGGACGUAGGGCUGGAGGCGGACCUGGACGAGGUGGGAGAUGACGUAUACGAGCUGGCCGGAGAGCACACAGACAAAUCCCGCACGGAUAAGUUUAAACGCUCUAGUCUAAAGAAGGUGGACAGUCUGAAGAGGGCCUUCUCCAAAGCGAAUAUAGAGAAGAAGAUGAACAAGAUUGUGUCACAGGAGAAACGAGAGAAGAUGAAGAAGAGCCUGACACCCAACCACCCAAAGAGUUCCUCCUUCAAAGUGUCCCCUCUCACGUUCAGCAUCAAGAAGAAUCGUAAGUCUGAGGGCCAACCUGAAGCUGAAGCAGAGGUGGAGGCCUCAUCCCAGACCGGGGUCUCGCCUACUGCCGUGGCCUCCAUUGAGAUCUCCCCGCUGGCCAGCCCUGAUGAGGAGGUCCUCUUCACCGAGGUGCACUCCCAACUGGCUCCAGGGCUGGAGGAGUCCAAGGCUGAGGCUUUGGAGAUGGAAGAGGUGGCUGUCAGUGAAGUUCCAGAAUCUGACGAAAUUCCAGAAUCCAACGGUUUUUCUGAUUCCAAACCGUUCCUAGAAUCCGACGUUCCUGAGGCGGAUGUGGAUCUGUCGGCUAUGACGGAGGGAGUGAGGGAGGAGUACACUCUCUCUGCCACGCUCCCACAUGAUGCCUUCCACUCUAUCUCGCCCUUCGAUGAGGAAGACAGGGAGGAGAAAGUGCAGAGGGAGAAAGAGUAGGAGAAGGAAGGAGAGAAAGAGUAGGAGAAGGAAGGAGAGAAAAAGUAGAAGGAAGGAGAGAAGAAAGUGUAGAAAGAGGAGUAGGAGAAGGAAGAGGAGUAGGAGAAGGAAGAGGAGUAGGAGAAGGAGGGGAGACUUGUGGAAGAGGAGGCCCAGCUGUCAAAGUCCCCUAAAACACACACACACAAAAUAAAUACACCUAUACCUAUUCCCUAAAAUACUUCCCCAUUCCCACUCCCACACUCUGCCCAUCAUCCUCUAAAAAACUCAGACAGAUCCUCUGUUCAAAAACACACACACCCACACACACACAAUUACAGUUCAUGUCUGUGUGUCUUCCUGUAUGUCAUUGUGUGCAAUCUAUGUGCUUGCAUGUGUGUGUGUGUGUGUGUGUGUGUGUGUGUGUGUGUGUGUGUGUGUGUGUGUGUGUGUGUGUGUGUGUGUGUGUGUGUGUGUGUGUGUGUGUGUGUGUGUGUGUGUGGUGUGUGUGUGUGUGUGUGUGUGUGUGUGUGUGUGCGUGCUUGUGUGUGUGUGCGUGCGUGCGUGUGUGUGUGUCAGGGGCAGAUGUCUGUUUCACAUGUGAAAAAGGAUGAUGAAGUUGUUAAAAAGGUAUAAUUAUCUUCUUAUGCUACUGCUUAAAGUUUUAACCUAAACGUAUAUUUGUGUUUGUAAAAUGGUAACUUUGUUUGACCUAAUCUUUACAAUUCAAGCCAAUCAGUACAACACUUGUCAUAAUACUAGUUACAGAUAACGUGAUCUAACCAAAGAUUUGUGGUAUCCAUUACUGUCCGUUACAGGUUUGCCUAUACAAAACACUGCCAUUUAUUUUUCAACUAACCUGGUAUUGGCGAUACUGUCUUCCAUCUCGAUUCUGGGAAACAGUUAUUUUAGAAAUGUUUCUAUCCAGUGGCAGGUGGUUCUAUAAAAAACACUGAAAACUCAGAUAGUAAAUCCAUGUUUCGUACCACGCAAGGAGGAUCCUCGCCAUCUUAGCUACAUCUAGAAUUUCCCAGCAUCUUUGACAGAACUAGUCAUUUCUAUGCGAAGCGGCCACGGCCAGACAGUGUGUCACGUUAAAACAAAGCUCUACACACAUUGAUACAUAACAUGGAUUUACUAUCUUUCUGAGGUUCCUCUGCUGUUUGUAGAACCACCUGCCACUGGUCAUGGACAUUUAUAAGAUAACUGCUUUCCAGAAUUGAGAACAAAGAGAGUAUCGCCAAUACCAGGUUAAUUGAAAAAUCUAUAGCAGCGUUUUGUAUCGGCAAAUCUGUAAUGGAUACCAAAACUCUUUGGUUAUAUCACAUUAUCUGGUGUACAAUCUGUAGCUAUCAUCAUUUAUGAUCCUCGAAUAUCUUAGUACUGUAUCAUCUCUCAGUGAAUGUAUAGAAAACAUAGAGAGAUAUAGCAUGGCAACAGUUGAUAAUAAAACAUUAUAAGGCUUCAUACCACAGGGUCGUGGCACCUCCAUUGGGGAGGACGGCCUCCUGGUAAUGGCUCGAGCAGAAUAAGUGGAUUAGUAUCAAAUACAUUAAUGCCAUUCUGUUCACUCCGUUCCAGCCAUUACAAUGAGUCGUCCUCCCCUCAGCAUCCUCCCCUGGUUCAUACAUAAUGUACAACAGGUAAUAACGCAUUAUUGUAUAUCUGUCGGCUUCAAGUAAAGUGUUAGUGAAGUAGUCUAGGUCGUCUUCUCUUAAUCCACUGGUGCCAAAGAAACUCCUCUUCAAUAUAUCGUCCAGAUUGUUAAAACUGUGAUUGUCAUGUUUCUUGCUCUUAUAUAAAAAAAAGAAGCUAUCUCCAGAAUCCUUAGAAUUCUAAAUAAAAACAUUGAAACUGUC